GCUUGUCAGUAUAAAUUUGAGAGUAUCGCGACGAUGGCUUUCCCUGAGAAAUUUGAAAAUUCUAAUCGAAGUGAAUUGAAAUUAAAUCGGUGUGCUAAGCCUUAUGUGAAAUUAAAAAAUAUUCAAUAAUUUUGUGUGUACAUCUCCAAAGUAGGCAGGAACAACACCACACUAGUGUCUAGCCUCUAAUUUGCAACGCAACGCAAAGCAAAAAUGUGAUUGUGGAAAAAUCAAUUCGUUGGCAGAAUUUGGAAAUUGUGUGUGACAUAUACAAGAAAAAGAAAUACUCCACAAUUCCGCAGCGGCAAAAUCGUGUGUUUUUCAUAAAUCUCCCUAAAAGAAAUAUAUAUGAAAAAGAAGAAAAGAUGUAUAUAUAACUUGCUUCUUAUCAAAUAGAAAAAAGUAUUGAGUUCAAGUGGCUGAAAAAAAGUAAAAGUACACAUAAAAUCUAACAAUUGCAAGCAAUUGUACACCGAAGCAGCACACCAAUACACACGCAACAAAGUGCUAGAUUGUACCAUUGCACCUACAUACCAUACAAAGAAAAGCUGAAUCUACGAGAAUUUUUAAGGAUAGACCAGCACAUAGAAUAAUGGAUUUUGAGCAAAAAACUUGCUGAUUUAAUUCAGUAGGACAUUUCCCAACAACUUAUGAAACAUUGAAAUUUUGCAUUGUUGCAAAAAAGUUAUAGCGUGCAAAAGUCAGCUGAUUUUAUAGAGGAAAAGCAGAUGAUUGAGUCAUUAAAACAGGCGCAAUUAUUCUGCCGGACGUCAUCAAAAGCAACUAUAACAAGAUAUAGGCGGCGACUGGUAUAGGCUGCAGCUGCUGUUAUUUGCUAGUGUACUUGGGUUAGGAGGGUGCAACGGAUAACAGCAAUGACAUCAAGACUUGAUCGUCUGUUCAUUUUAUUGGAAUCGGGUUCAUCGGCCGUAACACGAAAGGCUGCUGCCAAACAAAUUGGUGAAAUUCAAAAGUUAUAUCCUCAAGAGUUGCACACUUUGCUUAAUCGUCUCAUUGGCUAUUUGCAUAGUUCGUCAUGGGACACACGCAUUGCAGCCGCUCAAGCUGUGGAAGCCAUACUCAGCAAUGUGCCCGAAUGGCGGCCCGAAUUGUAUGCAGCGCCAAUAAAGAAGGAAAUCAAAAAGGAGGAGACGGCUGCAGAUGAAGAGAGCAGUUGUCAUUCUAAUGCUUCUUCCACAACAACAGCAACCUCGGUUUCGGUCAAUAGUGAUUUGUACAAGGAGCGUUAUCUAUCAUUUGCCGAAUUCAAUCUAGAGCAAGUGCUAAAGAAGGGAGCCAGGCUUAUAGGCUCAGAGGGUUUGGAAUUUGAUUUUAAUGAAGAAGCCCUAGUGGGGCGUGGGGAGGCCGCUGGCCUAGGCGGAGCGGAUAAUGCCGCCGAGCGUUUGAGUCGCCAAAGAGCUUUGCUAAACGAAAAGUUGGGCUUGACGCAAGCCUCUAAAUUGGGAGUUAAUUUAACAGAUUUAAUUUCCGAUGAAGAUAUGAUGCGUAGUGGCAGCAAUUACAACAUAAAUGAGGAAAAAGUCCCAGUCGAGCAUAUACUCAAUAUCAAGCCCAAUGUGAAUUUGAUGCCCACCAAUGGCCAACAAUUAAGUUGUCGCGAAAUGAAUCGGGCCAAAAGAAAGGCCAGGCAAAAUGCGGCCUCUAUGUCGUCGGCAAGCGGUGUUAUGCCAGCCUCAGCAUCCUGCUCAAAUGGCUCUGCCGAAGAACCGGAAAAGAAGAAACUUAAAACAGCGGGUGAGGGUCAGAGGCAGGAUAUUUUCUACAGUUUGAAUGAUCCUGUGCCCGAUGCCACAGGUUCUUGGAUAGAUGCCACACAUUGGCCUCUGGAGAAUUUUUGUGCCCGCCUUUAUGUGGAUUUGUUUAAUGCCAAAUGGGAGGUGCGUCAUGGAGCCGCAACGGCAUUGAGGGAACUCAUUAACAAGCAGGCAAUGGGAGCUGGGAAAAGUAUGAAUAUGACCAGAGAAGAGAUGCAGCACUAUCAUAACCUAUGGCUAGAGGAUGCUGCACUACGACUACUUUGUGUUCUCUGCCUAGAUCGCUUUGGUGAUUUCAUUUCCGAUCAAGUGGUGGCACCUGUGCGUGAGACUUGUGCCCAAGUUUUGGGAACAAUUGUCAAAGAAAUGGAAGCCAAUAAAGUCCAUGAAAUUGUCUACAUUCUACGCACCCUAUUGAAACAAAGCGAAUGGGAGGUACGCCAUGGUGGUCUAUUGGGCAUGAAAUAUGUGUUUGUAGUACGCGAAGAUUUGCUGCAGAUCUAUCUGCCGCAAACCAUCAAUGAUAUUUUAUUGGGCCUAUUCGAUAGCGUCGAUGAUGUGGGUGCUGUUGCUGCCUCCACCCUUAUACCGGUGGCCACAUGGUUGCCCAAACUGUUAAAUGCCACUCAGGUCUCAUCGAUUGUCAAGAUGUUAUGGGAUUUGCUGCUGGACCAAGAUGAAUUGACUUCAGCCAGUAAUAACUUUAUGGGUCUUCUAUCUGCCAUACUAUGUCUGCCGAAUGCUUCUUCCUGGAUUCAAAUGGAACCCAUGUCUACCUUGAUACCUCGCCUAUGGCCAUUUCUCUCGCACAGCACCAGUUCGGUGCGCAAAUCCACUUUAGUAACUCUACAAACAUUGACCAAGAACACCUUAAACGAAAAGUCCGCUGUAAUACAAGCCGAAACUACGGUCAUAAUGAAAACUCCCAACUCACCAGCGUCCGCUCCCAAUACACAGCUGAGUUUUGAUUCCAAGAGCCUUAGGCUUAAUUUUGGAGUCAUUGAAUGGGAUUGGAAGCUAUUGCAGGAAGCCUUGCGGCAUGUUUAUCAACGUAUUCUAGUCGAGCCUUUGGCUGAAAUUCAAGAAAUGGCCAAAUUAGUGUGGCUUAAUUUAAUAGUAAAUGCCGAUUUGGGAGCUUUGCUGCAUGCCGCCUGCCCAUAUGUAUCCUCAUGGAUUUGUUUGGCCAUGCAACCGCCGCGUUUGGCCUUUGAUCCUUCCAUACUUAUUCAAGCUGCAUCAUCGCAUGCGACAACAACAUUGGAUGGCAAUACCCCAGCGCAACGUAGACGCCAUCAUCGGCUGGCCGAUGAUUUGGGGGGAUCCAACGCUUUGGCAAUACAAAAACUAUAUUUGGGUGGUUCGGAAUCAACACCCAUAGAGGUAAGGGAAAAAAACUAUGUGCGAGCACGUGUGACAGCCUCUCGCGUUUUGGGUUCCCUUUCGCAUUAUCUGGUGCAACCGGCCCCAGGAGUAGUUUAUUCACCAGAGACUGAAAGCAGUCCCAUGGAUUGCUAUGCCAAAGUUUUAUUGGGUCAUUUGAAAUCGCGUUCGGCCGUACAGCGUCUGGUCUGCAGUCUCAUUAUAGCCUUUUGGGCUAAAAGUGACCCUAAGGUAUGCCCUGGUCCCCUGGAAUUGCAAGAAAAAUUGCGUAGUUGCGUCAUGGAAUAUAUUUACUAUGAAGAAGUAGCUGUAUCCCUUACAAGACUGCAUCAAGAGACCCAAGACUUUAUAGCCACUCUAAAACAAUACAAAAUUCCCAUACAUGAUUUUGAUCACGCCAAAGUCUUGAAUUUGGAUCAAAUAGAAGCUGUAGCCACCACACUAACAGCUGAUCUACGCAACCACCCGUUAAAACCGAAGAUUCUGGAAAUGUUGGAGGAUCGACGCAAGGGUCUGCAAAGUGCCUAUCAGCAAACCUCCAGCGAACAAGCCAAAUACAAUAUCAGUACACAAGCUGCCUUGGCGGGAGCCAUAGUAUGCCUGAAAUGUUUGCCCGAAAAGCUGAACCCCGUGGUCAAACCUAUGAUGGAGUCCAUAAAAAGGGAGGAGAGUGUGUUGCUGCAAGAACUGUCAUGUGAAUUUCUAGUGGAAUUUAUGGAUCAAGUUUGUGAUCGAGAACCUAGUCCGAAUAGUAAACUGCUGAACAAUCUGUGUGCCCUACUUAAAAGCGACAAUGAAUUUACACCAAAAAUUGUCGGUGCUCCAGUGGCGCUGUAUAAGACUCCCGCAAUAAAUUCUGCAAGUGACAGCGAUUCCUCGGUUUAUUAUGGCAUUUUAACGCUAAGUUUACAGCAAAAUAUGAAUGCCAAUGGCAGAUCAUCCAGCUCUUCCGGUAAUUCUAGUGGUGCUGGAACACCUAGCACAUCCAGAGGUCCUGGUAGACCUUCGUUAAGUGAAACAUUGGCUGCUGCCGCCGCUGCUGCCCAGGCAGCUGAAGCUGGCACCAAGUCCAUAGCCAAUGAGUUGGAACUAAAAAGAAAUCGCAUACAACGCAUUGGUUCAUCGUGUGCCAUUAUAAAACUAUGCCAACACUUUGGCAAUCAACUAAUGGAGAAAGUUCCCGUCUUCGAACAAUUGAUAUAUAAAAAGAUCAUGCAAUUUAUGGCGGCCUUUCCCAAAACGGAAAUCCUAAGCAAUAUCAUCAUAGAUGUGGGACAAACAAAUGAUUUGAUGACUUCGUUGCAGCUACUGGAAACGGCCGCACCUUACAUCCAUGAUGAUCUGCAUGAGAAAUUGUUUGAACUAUUGCCUGCAUUGGGGAAUCUAAUAGCGCAUCCUUUUAAAGCGGUUCGUCAUAUGGCUGCUCGUUGUGUGGCCACCCUAGCUUCCUUGGAUCCUUGCCGCAUUAUGGAUUUUGUGGUCAAUCAUAUCAUGAUACUAUUGCCGAAAGUCGAAAAUGUCAUUGAACGUCAGGGUGCCAUUGAAACCAUUGAACGUGUUGUGGAAAAGCUACAAAUCAAAAUCGUUCCCUAUAUAGUGUUGUUGGUGGUACCGCUUUUAGGCGCCAUGAGUGAUACCAAUGAAAGUGUGCGUUUACUGUCCACCCAUUGCUUUGCCACGCUCAUUCAAUUGAUGCCAUUGGACUCUGUAGCCCAAGGCAAUGGGAUAAAGCAUGAAAUUAAGUCGGCUGAUUUACAAGCUCGCAAAACCAGAGAUCGAGAAUUUUUGGAUUACCUUUUUCAACCAAAGACCAUACCCGAUUACAGGGUGCCAGUGCAGAUAAAUGUGGAAUUAAGAUCCUAUCAGCAGGCGGGCAUAAAUUGGCUAUGGUUUCUUAACAAAUACAAUCUGCAUGGCAUACUGUGCGAUGACAUGGGUUUGGGUAAAACCCUACAAACGAUUUGCAUAUUGGCCGGUGAUCAUUAUCAGCGUUAUGUGGACAAAGCAACGCCAUUGCCCAGUUUAGUCAUAUGUCCUCCCACCUUGACCGGCCAUUGGGUCUAUGAGGUUGAGAAGUUUCUAAAAGAUCCAAAAAUUCUCAUACCGCUGCAUUAUGUGGGUUUGCCUGUUUGCAGGGAAAAGUUGCGUUCUUUGAUUGGCACAAAAUCGAAUCUGGUGGUGGCCUCCUACGAUACCAUACGCAAAGACAUAGACUUCUUUAGCAGCGUACACUGGAACUACUGUGUAUUGGAUGAGGGUCAUAUUAUUAAGAAUGGCAAAACAAAGAGUUCCAAAGCCAUAAAAAUGCUUAAGGCCAAUCAUCGCCUUAUACUGUCAGGAACACCCAUACAAAAUAACGUCUUGGAGUUGUGGUCCCUAUUCGAUUUUCUCAUGCCCGGCUUCCUGGGCACAGAAAAACAAUUUGUGGCCCGCUAUUCUCGUCCCAUAUUUGCUUCACGUGAUGCCAAAAGCUCACCCAAAGAACAAGAGGCGGGAGUCUUGGCCAUGGAGGCUUUACAUCGUCAAGUUUUGCCAUUCCUUUUGCGUCGUGUGAAAGAGGAUGUGCUAAAGGAUUUGCCACCAAAAAUUACCCAAGAUUUGCUGUGCGAAUUGAGCCCGCUACAGGAGAGGCUGUAUGAGGACUUCAGUCGGGCUCAUCUUAAUCCAGAAAUAAAAGACUGUCUCGAGAAUGGGGGAGAUUUCAAUACAAAAACCCACAUAUUCCACGCUUUGCGCUAUUUACAAAAUGUCUGUAAUCAUCCAAAACUAGUCUUGAUACCAAAGCAUCCUGAAUAUUUACGGAUAACACAAGAAUUGCAACUACAACAAAGUUCACUCAAUGACAUUGAACAUUCGGCUAAAUUACCAGCUUUAAAACAACUUUUACUGGACUGCGGCAUUGGUGUUCAGACCGAGUCUGUUUCCCAGCAUCGCGCCUUAAUCUUCUGCCAGUUGAAAGCCAUGUUGGACAUUGUGGAAAAGGAUUUGUUGAAGAAACAUUUGCCUACGGCCACAUAUUUGCGUUUGGAUGGCAGUGUACCAGCCUCCAUGCGUCAAGAUAUUGUAAACAAUUUUAAUACAGAUCCCAGCAUAGAUGUUUUGCUGUUGACCACCCAGGUUGGUGGCUUGGGUCUGAACCUUACAGGCGCUGAUACCGUCAUCUUUGUGGAACACGAUUGGAAUCCCAUGAAAGAUCUGCAAGCCAUGGAUCGUGCCCACCGCAUUGGCCAAAGGAAGGUGGUUAAUGUCUAUCGUCUUAUAACUCGCAAGUCUCUCGAAGAGAAAAUCAUGUGUUUGCAAAAGUUUAAGAUGCUCACCGCCAAUACUGUGGUCAGCUCUGAAAAUGCCAGCCUCGACACCAUGGGCACUGGUCAAAUUUUCGAUUUGUUCAACUUGAAUGAACGCAACAAAGCCAACGAAAGUAAAAAGACCACCGCUUCAACUUCGUCUUCUGCAACGGGGCAAUUUAGCAUGAAUGCCAUCAUUGAAAAUCUUCCCGAGCUAUGGUCUGAACACCAAUACGAUGAGGAGUAUGAUAUGUCGAAUUUUGUACAAGCUCUCAAAAAAUAACAUCGCUUUGCUAUUGCAUCACAGCCCAUCGUAGAGUUGUUUACAUAGCGUUUUGUUUUAUUAUUAUUUUUUCUAUUGAAAAACUAUUUUUUUUUUCGAUUUUUACCAGUUUAUUUUUGUAAUAUACAAACGUACGUAUAAUAAAUAGUUUUUAAGCAUCGAGUAGAAUUCUUUUUGAAACUUGUUUAAGAAUGGCUUUACCUUUUGCUGUAUACCGUCACCCGCCAAAUAAUAAAGAAAACUUUCGUAAAGAAAAAUAA
This is a messenger RNA of Stomoxys calcitrans (stable fly), 6985 nucleotides long. RefSeq names its product TATA-binding protein-associated factor 172 (gene Hel89B). The transcript has 12 exons. Gene Ontology annotation, molecular function: ATP binding; DNA binding; TBP-class protein binding. Lineage: Eukaryota; Metazoa; Arthropoda; Insecta; Diptera; Muscidae. The record is from RefSeq and is a predicted model, not a curated record. Bases 876 to 6725 code for a protein of 1949 amino acids.